Messenger RNA from Homalodisca vitripennis (glassy-winged sharpshooter), 744 nucleotides. Its product is annotated as gametogenetin-binding protein 2-like. Gene Ontology annotation, cellular component: cytoplasm; nucleus. Bases 130 to 744 code for a protein of 204 amino acids. The transcript is spliced from 4 exons. The record is from RefSeq and is a predicted model, not a curated record. NCBI's taxonomy places the organism in Eukaryota, Metazoa, Arthropoda, Insecta, Hemiptera, Cicadellidae.
AAAAACUAAUACAGUUAGCAGUGAAACACGUAGAAAUAGAAAUGUUCUCGGUCGUAAGUUUUCUCCUUUACUUUGGAAAGUGAUCAGUGGUUUCAGUUUUAUAAUUCAGUGUUAAGGUGUUUUUAAACGAUGGCAAAGUUAGUUGAUGUAUACCGAAAUGAUGAACAGAAGUUGGGUAGAAGACAACUUCCUUUGCAAAUAGACGAAACUCUCACGAUGGUGAUGGAUUUAAACAGCAUGGGGUUUUUGAAUGACAAUCCUAUUGUGAAAGGCAAGGAGUUGGAUGAGUUCACAACAAAGUACAAAGUACUUUCUCCUGAAGAGGUCAAAUUUGCUUUUCAAGUCAACCGUAAAGACUUGUUGAAUAUUCUGAGUCAAACAAUACCUUGUGUUGGAUGCCGUAGGAGUGUGGAGAGAUUGUUCUAUCAAUUGAUGAAAACGGGGCACCCGGCAUUGGAUCCUUUGGUGAUACUAAAGGAGGGGUACUUGACACUGCAAGACGAUCACCUUGGGUGGCCUCACCUGCUGUGCACACUGCUACAUGGUCACAGUGCCCGCCUGAACGACCUGGUAGACAGCCAGUUGCGCUCCAAGAAGUCACGUCGCUGCGUGUUGCACUCCCUGGACUCCCAGCGGACCCGCGUGUUAUCCACAGCCUGGCGUGAUGUCUGGUCAGUGAUGAGGCCUCAGUGUAGGGAUGAGGUGGUUCUCAUAGAUGCUUCCGCACUCAAUGGCUACGCUUGA